AUGGAGCCAUCCUCGAGGAAGGCACUGGUGCAUGUCAAGAAGGAGUUGGUGUCGAUCGAGCCAAAGGGCACGCCGCCGGCCGACAAGCGGCAUGACGAAAAGGCCAAACCUCGCGGCGCCAAAGCGUUCAAAGACCUGACGCCCGAAGAGAAGCUGCUCGAGAUCGUGCGCCACAGCCUACGGCCAUUCUCGGAUCGUCUUGAUCCUUUCGCCGCCUUGCCCGUGACGCUCGACCGCUUCCAGGAGCACCUCAUCAGCUUCUACUUGCUAUACUAUCCCAAGGCGACGUACGGGUUCAGCCCGCGACUGCGCCCGCACCCCGUCGCCAGCAACUUCUCCAUCGCGCUGACCACGCCGGCAUGUUUCCAGGUCAUCAUGGCGCGCUCGGCGCUGUACCGCAUCUCGCUGAACAAGUACGCUAGUGAGGCGGAGAGGUCGUCUCUUGAACUGGCUGUAAUGCGGCACAAGGGGGAGGCAUUGAAGUUGGUACGUGUGUUGAGCAGCAAACUGACACCCAAACGCAAGGAUGAUCUGCUCGCCUCGAUCAUCAGCCUGGGCACCUUUGACCGGCGGUCUGGGUCUGAAGAAGCGGCAGGCUUGCACUAUCAAGCGGUGCGGCGCAUCCUGAAGUCGACGGGCGGUCCGCUGGCCGUGAACUCGGUGCUCCUGUCGCGCGUCAUGUGCUUCUUCGAAUGCAUCUACGGCACCAGUCCCGAAAGCUAUAUCUGGGACGACUCCGACGUGCAGAGACUUGUCCACGGCCUGAACGGCUUUCUCAAGAAGCUGCGAGAAUUCUGGCAGUCCCUCUCGACCAUCAACGCUUUGACUGCGCAACUUGUCGGCGACAAUAGUGGACGGCACAAAGAGGCAGAACCACGACCCAUCCACUCGUUCGGCAUUCGGGAAGGCUCAACACUGCUUGGUCUCGUCUCCAGACAACCUCCACCAUCCGCGGAACUCACGCAGCAACGCCGCCUGGAAAUGAUUUUCCAGCUCACCUGCCUCCUCACCCUCGGGAUGAUCACCAUGGAUCUCGCCAACGACUUCCGCGCCCUGCAGGCGUACAUGGACAGUCUGCACGCGUCUAUUGAGAAGCUCCAGCUGGCGGGCCUGAGUUGCAACAACGCUAUGUGGCAGAUUCAGGUCAAUGACCACAGUGAACCCCAUAGUCGGCGGAUAUGGCGGGCCGCCAGCUUUGCCUGGGUCAUGAAACAUUGCACCUACAGUGUUCAGUUGACGCUCAAGGAGUGGCUGCUUGCCUUUUUCACCGGGAAGCCUGUCCAGAAGCCGUACCGGCUAGAUGCGUUCCAUUUCAGCUACGCUGGCUGA
Molecule: messenger RNA, 1329 nt
Organism: Cladophialophora yegresii CBS 114405
Lineage: Eukaryota; Fungi; Ascomycota; Eurotiomycetes; Chaetothyriales; Herpotrichiellaceae
Exons: 1
Coding region: 1-1329 (442 amino acids)
Source: RefSeq, a predicted model, not a curated record